Pygocentrus nattereri (red-bellied piranha) is the source of this 2002-nucleotide messenger RNA. It is a transcript of the gene atf4a, whose product is annotated as activating transcription factor 4a. The transcript is spliced from 3 exons. Lineage: Eukaryota; Metazoa; Chordata; Actinopteri; Characiformes; Serrasalmidae. The record is from RefSeq and is a predicted model, not a curated record. The coding region runs from base 279 to 1553 and encodes 424 amino acids. Gene Ontology annotation, cellular component: nucleus; ATF1-ATF4 transcription factor complex; ATF4-CREB1 transcription factor complex. Gene Ontology annotation, biological process: regulation of transcription by RNA polymerase II. Gene Ontology annotation, molecular function: DNA-binding transcription activator activity, RNA polymerase II-specific; RNA polymerase II transcription regulatory region sequence-specific DNA binding.
ACGGCGUUUCUUCCUACUGCUUUGUCCUGAAGAUUUGUAUCGUAUUGGGCCCUUAGCUCCCUGCUCAAAAUGGCAGUGUAGCGGCUUGCAGCGGCAAAACUCGCAGCGGCAGAUCCUGCAGUGCAACGGCUAAUUGCACUGAUUCUAUUUGGCAAAAAUGGCGUCCUUUGAGGCAACCACCCUCAGCUUUGCUGCCGUCGACAGCAUAAGAACCUUGCUCGACUCAUCAUCAGAACUUCUGUUCUCUUCGACUUUGUCCCCAUCCCUGCGAAGCCGCCAUGUCUCUGAGCUCACAGAUGUGCGUGGAGGACGUGGGGGCCCUGCUCUUGGGGCCCUCGACACUGAUGGCUGACCCCUUCGGGCCCCUUCUGGACGAAGAUGAAGAGAGAGCUCUUUCCGAGGGGUCGUCUUCGCCCCUCUCCUUCUCUUCAUACUCUGAAUCUUACACCUCCUCCCCGUUCUCCCCCCUUACAGCCCCUGCUUCUUUAGGAUGUAAAGUUGGGUCUGACCUGCUGCCGCUCUCCUGGCUGUCUGCUGGCGAGCAGAUUAAUGCUCACGUUGGGGCAGAUCAGAGAGAAGGGGAUGCGUUUUCUGGCAUGGACUGGAUGACGGAGAAGAUUGAUCUUAGCGACUUCGACCUGGACUCACUCAUUGGGUCCUGUGAUUUAGAUGAGCCCCCUAGCUCACCAGAAGAGCUGCUUGCUUCCCUGGAGUCCCAAAUGGAUCUGGACCUGGCUCCACUUCCGUUCCCCUCGUCAUCCACAUCUGACCCGGAAGAGCUUAGCUUGCCUUCUCUUCCCCUCGACCUCCCUGUUACAGAGCCACUGGCAGACCCAGAGCCACUGGCAGACCCAGAGCCACUGGCAGACCCAGAGCCACUGGCAGACCCAGAGCCACUGGCAGACACAGAGGUCCGUUCGGAGCCCGUUUCUGUUGAGAUCAAAUCUGAGCCGCUCUCCCCUGCCUUCACUCUGGAGCUGGGCAGUGAGGUGGACAUCUCAGAGCUGGAGAAGGCUGUGUCCAAGGCCAGCAGCGACCAUCAGACCCCCAGCAUUGUUUUGUCCCUUUCCCCCGCCCACAUUGUGGUGGUUCUUGCUCCCAAAGAAGAAGUGAAUGUUGUGUCCAGCUCCUGUUCAGAUCAGUCUGACAGUGGCAUUGAAUCAGUCUCUGGUUCCCCACCCCAUGACCCAAGUCCCGCUCCAUCUCCCAAGCCUGCGGGUGCCUCUAGAACCAAGCCGUACUCCAAACCAGACCCAGAUGCAGGCCUGACUGUCGCUGGUAAAGUGAAGACCGUCUCUGGUGCGCCAAAAAGCACCGAUAAGAAGCUGAAGAAGAUGGAGCAGAAUAAGACGGCAGCUACCCGCUACCGGCAGAAGAAACGGGUAGAGCAGGAGUCCCUGAACACAGAGUGUGCUGACCUGGAGAGGAGGAACCGUGAGUUGACGGAGAAGGCUGACUCGAUAAGCCGAGAGAUCCAGUAUCUGAAAGAUCUCAUUGAGGAAGUCCGUUCUGCCAAGAACCGCAAGAGCAAGGCCAAGGCUGACUCUCCCUGAGAUGAUGGCAGAGGUGCUUUUAGUGAAGAUCAGCUGUCAAAGUAUAAAUAAAAGGCACUGUCUCAGUUUCUCACCCCCUCACAGUUCACAAGCGCUUGAUAGUCACAGUAUGUCAUUAGCAUAAUUAACCGUAGCUUGUAGUUAAUGUGGAGUAGCACUAUAGUAAUGUAAAAGCUAACAUGCGCACAAACGAAAACCUGACUAGUGGAAAUGCCACCACCCCUCACCCCAUCUCUAAUCCUGUCAUAUCUCACCUCUCUCAACAUUGUCCAGUAAGGGGCCUGAUACGUUUAUAAUGUAUUGUUACACUGAAUUCUGUGCUCAUGCAUGUAAAUAGCUUCAGCCACUCUAUCUCUAUUUAAAACUAUGGUGUGUUUGGUUUGCACUUAUAGUAUACCAUUGUCUUCUACAACUUCUUUGCUGUUUUCUAUUAAAGCUUUGAAACUCGA